Messenger RNA from Rotaria sp. Silwood2, 729 nucleotides. The record is from the annotation of a GenBank genome assembly. NCBI's taxonomy places the organism in Eukaryota, Metazoa, Rotifera, Eurotatoria, Philodinida, Philodinidae.
AUGGAUUCUGAUGGUAAUGAUGAUCAAAUUUUAGUAAACACUGCACUUGAUUAUACAAAACUUGAUGCAAUUAAUCAACGACGUCAAACCGAACAUAUUAAUCAAUUCUUAAUUAAUACAGUUCAUUUUUUUAAUACAUUCAGUGCACAAGUUGAAAAUAAAUUUCAAAAACUUGAAAUUAAUUUACAACGUAUUGAAGCUGAUUUUGCAAUUCUUGAUUCUAAACUUGAUGCAAUUAAUCAACGACGUCAAACCGAACAUAUUAAUCAAUUCUUAAUUAAUACAGUUCAUUUUUUUAAUACAUUCAGUGCACAAGUUGAAAAUAAAUUUCAAAAACUUGAAAUUAAUUUACAACGUAUCGAAGCUGAUUUUGCAAUUCUUGAUUCUAAACUUCGCUCAACACCGGGAUAUCAAGCACUUGAUCUUGCUGAUGUCUUAAGUCCAACAACAUCUACAUCUACUAUACAACAAAUAAAUGUGACAGCAACGGCUACAGUUCCACCACCUGCUCCUCCAAUACCAACUGGAGGGCCACCACGAUCUGAAGGUCCACCACCACCGCCUCCACCUCCGCCUCCGCCACCAGAACCAGAAAAAGUUGAAGAUCCUCGAACGGAAAAAUAUCGAAAAAUGCUGGCUGUGCGUGUACCCCGUGAUGCUGUUCGGCAUAAAAUGAUUGCUGAAGGUUUAGAUCAAGCUGCAAUCGAUUCUGUCAUCGGUUCAGAUUAA